AUGGAGCAAGUAACAUGCCUGCAAUUCCGUGGUAAUGAAAAUAACGACGAAACAAAAUUUAUAAAGUUACGUUACGUUAUCAAGGCCCAACAUGUUCGCGUCAGACCGAAAUCUUUCUACAGACACAAGUGCAUGAGGUUUGAGUUAUACGGAUGCUCUGGUAACGAACUAGACGGUGACAGAUCUCUUGGAUUCGAAGCUGGAAAAGUAGCAGAUCAGUCCUUGACCGCAUCAAGCAUUUUAAAGAAGUAUCACAAACCUGAAUUUGGCAGAUUGAACACUUUCAUCAAAGGAGGUUCUUGGUGCGCACGAGAAACAAAUACGACCGAGUAUUUGCAGGUGGACCUACAGGAGAUACAUAAGAUCAGUAAUAUCAUACUACAGGGAAAGUAUACGGGCUCUGCACAAGGAAAAGGAUGGGUUACCAAAUUUUCAGUCACGUACAGUAACGAUGGCACUGUGUGGAGCCGACACAAAGAGGGUGCAGUAGAAGUAUUUCUGGGAAAUCGCCCUGAUAACAUGACAAAGAAUCACGAGGUAGUGCCAUCACUGUACGCUCGUUUUGUCCGGCUGCACGCAAUGGAAUGGUAUCAGCUGAUUUGUAUGCGAGUUGAGUUCAUUGGAUGUAAAGCGUGUGCAAAGCCACUUGGUAUGGAAAAUCGCCAGUUAGAGCAGAUAUCCGGAUCCUCGAACAAAAACCGUUGGCAUUAUAUCAGACUCAAUAAUAAUUUACCAUGGUAUCCCACCACUAGCGACAAACGAAUAUUUAUCCAAGUUGUUAUACGUCCCUAUGGCAAAACUGUUACGGCACUUAGCAUUCAGGGACACAGCUACUGGGUUAUAUCCUUUACACUGGGGACUAGCGAGGAUGGUUCAGAGUGGUACGAUUAUAAUAUUAAUGGUAACAUUGUGGUUAUGCCAGGUUGUACAACCGGUUAUGAAACCUCACGCCAGCCGCUGCCUAAGAACAUUACGUCACGCUAUGUUAGGCUUUACCCUCAAACGUGGCAGCACACUCCACAAAUCAGUGUGGAGUUCUAUGGAUGUGAUGUGUGUGCUGAACCACUGGGAAUGGCCAGCGGUCUCAUACGAGACUCCAACAUCAAAGCUUCAUCUUUCAAAGUGGGCGGAGAACCCUGGCGCGCUCGUUUGGGGUCUGGUUCCGGCUGGAUUGCAUCAUCUUUGGCAUCUUCAGAAUACAUUGCGGUAGAUCUUGGAGAGCCAAAAGUCAUAACCUAUAUCGAGAUGGAAGGGGAUUCACUGAAGACUCACUGGCUGAAAUUUUUUUUCCUGGACUACAGGAUGACCACUCAAGAGCCGUGGACAACUUAUGAACCUCGUGGAAUAAAUGGGAAAAUCACUGGUGUAGAAAUGAAAAACAUGGUGGCGACGAUUGUAACAGAACAGAAGUUAGAAGCAAGAUUCAUAAAGAUUCGCGUUGACCAGUGGCAUUUAGGGGCAAAUUUAAGACUUGAAUUUUAUGGCUGCAACAAAGUGUGUUCUGACGAGAUCGGAAUCGGCACCUGGGCAAUAAAAGAUUCUGCUCUCACCGCCUCUAGUUACCUGUCCUCACGCAGAUACCCAUGGAUGGCACGCCUCGAUGGCAGAGAGGCCUGGUGCCCAAGCAGAAACGAUACUCAGCCUUUUUUACAAGUUGACCUUGCGAAACCAUACAGAUUACGGUUUAUUGCCACCCAAGGAUUGCACAGUUCAAACAACAGCGCUUGGGUACAGCAGUACACAUUGCACUUUCGCAAAGAUCUUUUCCCUUGGAUUCCAUAUUCUGAGAAUGGCACUGAAAAAAUGUUUCCAGGCAAUACAGAUGGAACAUCGAUUGUCAAAAACAAGCUCAGUAACGUUUCCAAUGUGCGAUACAUUCGUCUUCAUCCUAAGAAAUGGCACAUACACGCAUGUAUCAGAGUCGAGUUGUACGGAUGCAAAGAUUUUGAUGAACAAAGUUUGAAACCGUUAGGAAUGAGCGAUCAUCGAAUUCCUAACAUUAGCAUUUUAGCUUCAGACAUUUACUUGGAUGCUGAGAUGCACGGACCAUGGUUGGCUCGGUUACAUAGUACUACGGGAUGUUGGGUAUUCUCAAAAGGUGAUAACUUUCUUCAGGUCGACCUUGGUGAAGGUUUAGUGUCCGUAAGUGGAGUCGCAACACAAGGAUGUAAUGACAACGUUAUCAAAAAAUACGGACACGUACUGGAGUAUAAACUGUCCUUCAGCGAUGAUGGUUCAAACUGGUAUUACUAUCGAGAGGGAGGGGCCCCUAAGAUUUUCAGCGGUAACACCCCUGGCGAAAGAGACCUCCCUGUGCGUCACGUGUUUACCCGAUCAUUUUACACUCGCUACGUCAAGUUCCUCGUGACUCGAUGGGUGCUGGAUACCAUUAUUCCUGCACUGAGGGUGGAAAUUUAUGGCAGCAGAAAAGGAGGAGAGUUGCUUGCGGCAGCUAACAUAUCCAUCAGCGCAUCAAGCUCCCGACAUCCGCUGACACCCCAGGACUGCUUACUCAGUAUUCGCCGAACGUGGUGCGCUGAAUUCGAUGACGUGAUGCAAUACCUCCAGAUUGACCUAAAGCGAAAUAGUUACAUUGGAGAGAUCAUAACACAAGGGGCAGUUGUUGAGGAGUCCUGGGUUGAGAGUUACACAAUUUCGUAUGGUCAUUCUUAUGAUUUAUGGAAACAAUAUGAAGAAAAUGGUUCUAUCAAGGUAUUUCAGGGAAAUAACGAUAGCUCAUCCAUUGUCACUCGGAAAUUUAUGAAACAAGUGAGGGCGCGAUUAAUCAGGAUGCAUCCAAUCAGCUGGAACGGACAUAUCUGCAUGCGAUUCGACCUACGAACCAUUGGUCGAAGUAUACCUCUUGGAAUACAAAAACACAAGAUUGCUAAUUCAGCCAUGACUGCAUCCAGUCAUGCAGGACCUGCUAACGAGCCAUGGCGAGCCCGCUUGGAUGUAGGCUUCCUUAGCGAAGCUUGGCGCGCCGGAGAAGACAACCACGAACAGUAUUUAGAAAUUGACUUGGGCACUACUCAUAACAUUACUCACGUGGCCACUCAAGGAAGUCAUCGGACUGAUAAAAGCUGCUGGGUGACACAGUUUAAUUUGUCCCACAGCCUGAAUGGGUCCGUAUGGAAAAAGUACAAGGAAAAUGACUCAGUGAAGCUCUUUCAGGGGAACACCAAUGACCAUGGUAUUGUUCAGCAACAGAUGACAGAAGAAAUUGAAGCUCGCUACAUCCGAUUUCUUCCUGUCAUGUGGUUCAACCACGUCUGCAUGAGGGUCGAGCUAUAUGGUUACCAAGUUUGUGGCUUCCCUCUUGGUGUAAACGAUGGAGAAUUAUCGAACGAUUCGUUCACAGCGAGUAGCUAUGGUGUGGGCAACGAGCCUCGGAAUGCGAGGCUUAAUCGCUUGAUUGGUAAUGGAAGCUGGUGCGCAGAGAAAAACUUAACAGGAGAGUAUCUGCAGAUUGCUCUGAAAGAUAGUAAAAUGAUUACUGGAAUAUCCACCCAGGGAAUACAUCAUAAAGAUGGAAAGUGGGUCACGGAAUAUGCGUUGUAUUAUCGGGAUAAGGAAGGAUCUACCUUUCAGCCUUAUACUGUUGAUAGAUUUACCAAGGUUUUCCCAGGGAAUACUGACCAGUUUAGUACAGUUACACAUAGUCUUGAUAACAUUAAAGAUGUACUGUACGUCAGGCUUGAGGUGAAGUCCUGGCAUCAACAGAUUUGCAUGAGAGUGGAACUUUUUGGAUGUGAUGCCAAUGUCAUUGAGGGCGGGUACAGCGAAUGGUCGGCUUGGUCAGCGUGUAGCGCCACUUGUGUAGGAGGAUUUCAGUAUAGAGAGCGAACCUGCGACAAUCCGAAGCCUGAGAAUGGUGGCAAAGACUGCUCAUCAUUGGGAGCCGAUAAAGAGGAAGUGGUUUGUAAUACACACAUCUGCCCAGUACAGUGUAUUGUCCGAAAUGACACGAAGAUAAUUGAAAGUAAACAGAAUGAAUUGUAA
This is a messenger RNA of Stylophora pistillata, 4002 nucleotides long. RefSeq lists its product as uncharacterized. Gene Ontology annotation, molecular function: protein binding; calcium ion binding. Lineage: Eukaryota; Metazoa; Cnidaria; Anthozoa; Scleractinia; Pocilloporidae. Gene Ontology annotation, cellular component: membrane. The record is from RefSeq and is a predicted model, not a curated record.